AGCCGAGCCAGCUGUAGCAGGACUCUCAGUCCAGAGCUUGCAUUCCUCCCUAUGAUUCCUCCCUUCAUCAAAGGCUGAAAGAAAGGGGGAAACCGUAAAUAAUAACAGGCAGAAAGGACUGCACGAGUGCCUAUUCGCGUUAUAGCAGGCCUUCGCGGAGAAGUAAAAGCGUUGGAAUACCAUCAUCUGAUAGCCUAUGUUUGGCUAAGGUCGGCGGAUCCGACGGAGACGUCCCUGAUUUUGCUUUUGAUUUCGCGUAAACAGAUAAGGAAGGAAAGGGAUCUAAACGAAUGCUUAACGUCCUUUUUUCUUUUAAAAGGAACACAAGAUGGCUGAUGACAGAAACCGAUAGCGAGGACCAAACGGAGCCGUCCCCUUUAAGACUAAAAAAAGGUGAAAUGGAGAAGUCAAUAAGUCAGUGAAGUCACCAUGGCACUCUGCUCCAAACUGACUACAUGAUAUGUAUUUCGACGUGUGAAUGGAAGACUGACAUUCAUUCUACAAUUCCCUCGGAAUUCCUUGGUCUUUUAUUGGACUUGAUGACUAUAUUUGGAGUCAAUAAGGAGAAUGGAGAGCACAAUGCCACAAUAAAUGAAUUGUGGAGACUUUUCGAGUAAUUGUUUUGGAAAUUACACGCCAAGAACGAUAUCAAAAUGAUGGAUAUGGCAGUGGAGCAGUGGAAGAACUCUUUCGAGGAGGAGCUCAUCUGUCCGAUAUGCUUGCACGUGUUCUCCGAGCCCAUCCAGCUGCCGUGCAAACACAACUUCUGUCGCGCGUGCAUCAACGAAGCCUGGUCCAAAGACACUAGUGGCGUGCGCUGCCCGGAGUGCAACCACGCCUACAGCCAGAAGCCCAGCUUGGAGAAGAACCACAAGCUCUCCAACAUCGUGGAGAAGUUCAAUGCCCUCCAAGUGGAGAAGGCGCCCACGGUCCUUCACUGCAUCCUCUGCCGGAGAGGACCACCCAUCCCCGCGCAGAAAGUUUGCCUGCGGUGCAACGCGCCCUGCUGCCAGUCCCACGUGCAGACGCACCUGCAGCAGCCGUCCUCCAACCUGGGGCACCUGCUGGUGGAUGUGGAGGAGGUGAAGGCGUGGACGUGCCCCCAACACGACGAGUACCGACUGUACCACUGCGAGACGGAGCAGGUCGCCGUGUGCCAGUACUGCUGCUUCUCCAAGUGCGCGGCCAAUCAUGGGCACGCCAUGUGUGACAUCGACCUCAGGCGACAUGACAUGAGACAAAUGUUGAUGAAACAGCAGGAGUGUUUGGAUGACCGUUCUCAGGACAUUGACGACCAGCUCUAUAAGCUGGAGACCGACAAGUGUCUGGUGGAGAGUAAGGUCUCGGCUCUGAAAGAGGAGGUGCAGCUUCAGUACCAGAAGAUGCAGCAGCUCCUGGAGGAUGACAUGGCCAAGACGCUGGCCGCCCUGGACAAGGCCCACACCCGCUACGCCCAGGACAACACGGCCCAGUGCCUCGCGCUACGCCACCGCCAGCAGGACGCCAGCAAGCUGCUGCAGGGCGCCCAGGCCCUCUUCGACAAGGCCGAGGAACUCAACUUCAUGAAGAACACAAAAUCAGUGAAGAUAUUAAUGGACAGGUGCCAGUCAUGCGUGGGCACUGCCCUGCCUCCCCACAAGGUGGGCAGCCUCAGCUCCAAGCUCUUCCUGUCCGAGCUCUCCAAGAAGGAGAGGAGCCUACGGAAAAUGCUGGAAGUCCCCUUCUCCUCUCCUCCUGGUUUCCUGCAGCUAGUGCCAGCGUACAGCCAGAGCAGCUCCGGGGCCGAGAAGAGACGCCACUCCUCCGCCUUCCCAGAAGGCAGUGGGAGCAGCAGCGGCGGCCACGGCCGCGACCCCUCUUCCUCCUCGUCCUCCUCCUCAUCUUCCUCCUCUUCCUCUGCUGCCAAGCAACCCUUCCUGGGGCCUCCUGUUCCGGCGGAAGCCCCCUCUUCCCAGUCCGGGCCCGGGGGGGCCUGCGGUGGUGGUGGCCAAGCCCAGCAUGUGGGCGGGUUGAGCAGGGGUGGCCCCCACCACCCUGGCUCGGUCUUCUCCUCCUCGCAGUACUCUAGCGGAGGUGGUGGAGGUGGUGGAGGUGGUGGAGGAGGUGCCGGUUCCCAGCUGCCCCAGUACGGAGGCCGUAAGAUCCUGGUGUGCACCGUGGACAACUGCUACUGCUCGGGGAUGCCCUCGGUCUCGGGCCACCGCUCGCACCCUCCGUACCCGCGCUCCGGGGGCUUCCCCUGGGCCGUGAACCCUCAGGACUACCCCCCUGCCCCGCUGCAUCCGCCGCCGCCCGCGCCCUCCAUGCCCGUGCGUGACUGGAUCGAGGCCUCCCAGUCGCACCGCCACCCGGACUUCUACAGUCUCUACGGACAGGCGUCCACCAAGCACUACGUCACCAGCUAACCCACACUCAACACAACACAACACAAUACAACACGACACACACACACACACAGGCUGUCCACUCAACACAAUACAUCACCACAGACACACACACACACAGGCUGGCAUCGCAUCUCUGUGGCCAGUUGAACUCCAAAUGAAUUGUUCAUCAAUGUUCAUCAAUUUUCAUCCAUGUGGUUUUAUUUUCUUUCUUCUUAAUCGGAAAUCAAGGUCUCUAACACACUCGGUUUUAAUCCAAACAUACGUACAGUACACUGCUAUGGAAACUGAAAUGAGUACUCACUGCACAUUCAGGUCUGCUUGUGGGAAGAGGCGGGGUUUUAUUUUUGACCUGUUCUUCUUUGAAAUGGGCAUCAUGUGGAAAAUUGAAAUGUACUUCACGCGGACAAAGUGCAUGUAAAAGCACUGUAAACCUUGAUGAAUAUUGUACCUAUGUUCCACAAGGGGGUUUAUUAUCAUUUUUAUCUUAUUGUUUGUUUAUUUAUUACGGCAGAUGUUGGCUGAUAUGCAAUAACUAAGAA
This is a messenger RNA of Engraulis encrasicolus (European anchovy), 2926 nucleotides long. It is a transcript of the gene trim8b, whose product is annotated as tripartite motif containing 8b. The record is from RefSeq and is a predicted model, not a curated record. Bases 654 to 2405 code for a protein of 583 amino acids. The transcript has 7 exons. NCBI's taxonomy places the organism in Eukaryota, Metazoa, Chordata, Actinopteri, Clupeiformes, Engraulidae.